Molecule: messenger RNA, 192 nt
Organism: Linum tenue
Lineage: Eukaryota; Viridiplantae; Streptophyta; Magnoliopsida; Malpighiales; Linaceae
Source: the annotation of a GenBank genome assembly
AUGGAGAUGGACAAAAACCUUCUUACGACAAUGGUGGAAAGAUGGAGAAAAGAAACGCACACAUUCCACCUUCUGGAGGGAGAGAUGACGAUUACGUUGAAGGACGUGGCCAUGCUGACAGAGCUUCCAAUCGAUGGCGAUGCCAUAAUAGAGAGUUCACAGAAAACAUUGAAUGUUGGGGCCAAUUUAUAA